CUUCUUCGUACGGAUCAAGCAGACAUCAAAAAAGCAUGACAUCAAGAUGACAUCGAAUAGGAUGUACAGGACCUGUUAGCCCUCCUUCAGUCAUCUAAGACGCCAGCCGGACCAAUUUCAUCAGGUCAGGCAUCCCAGUCCGGUGAUCAAGCUUCGAUGAGGCCAAAUGUUGGCGUCAGCAGCUCCACCUAUUCGCCUUCCCGACCUGGCUUCGCUCAACCUCCAUAUAGCCAGAAUGGACUUCGUUCGGCUCGUCCUGAUCCUCCUUCCGUCAUACCCUCAAAGCGACAACUAGAUGAUCUUUUGGCUUCUCUAUCAGGUCCUCAAGGAUCUUUUCCCUGUUCGCAGGCUUCAUCUCAUCGUCAAUUCCAACCACACCCAUCAUAUAACUCGAGCGGGCCAAUGUCCACGGCUGCUCCGAGUAGAUCCCGGACUUCACUCAUAGACCCGUUCGGGCCCCUUGGCUCGGUACCAGUGUCUCAAGGCACCUUCGAUCCCCAAGCUUCAUUCAAAUCGCUAGCUCAUGUCUCUCCAGAGAAGUCGGAGCGUCCUGGUCCAAGCGAUGCUGGAAGCGCUUCUAACAGCAGAAUCGUUACCGACAGAGAGAAGCGACAGGAUCCAAGAUAUGCAGAAAUGAGCUUCGCCAAGGCUCUACCAGUCAUCUCGGAGCUUUUGGAGGGCGAGCACUUCAAAAGGGAGCUCAAAAAGAUGAAAGCCGAUCAGGAUGCUCUGGAAAGGCGACUUUGGGCCAAACAAGAGCGAGUCAAAGCGGAACAUGAAAAGGUCGUCCAGGCCGAGAAGGAUAUUGCGCGAAUCUCUCAAAAGCCUAUUCCCAAGGCGAAGCUAAAGCAAUUCGCCGAUAUGCUCGCUUCGGAUCUCGCAGAGUUCUACCUCCAAUCUUGUCUACCACAGAUCGACGGACUCGCACUGAGACAACGGGAAAAACUCCAAGAGCUCGGCGUACCUGGCCUCGGAGGAGAUAUGAAGGAUGACAAGGUCUGCGAGAGGAUAAAGCGUAUCAUGGACCUUUUAGAGGAUGCCAUGGAAUAGCAUGAUCGGCGAUCCUUUUGGAGAUCGUAUGUUGUUACAGUAGUGUAUGUACAACAUUGUAGCUCUAGUGGUUGGUUGAGAUGUACGGUGAGAGAACGAGUGCGGAAAUGGUCUUAUGCUGUGACACUGCGAGGUAGUUCAAUUCUGAGCGAUCUAGUCAGCGAGUAUG
Molecule: messenger RNA, 1219 nt
Organism: Kockovaella imperatae
Lineage: Eukaryota; Fungi; Basidiomycota; Tremellomycetes; Tremellales; Cuniculitremaceae
Exons: 5
Coding region: 157-1050 (297 amino acids)
Source: RefSeq, a predicted model, not a curated record